GUCCUAACUUUUGUUUUGCUUCUACGUUUUUUUCAUUUUUAUUUUUUAUUUUUUCAAUCUUCUUCCUGGUCAUCCAAUUCCAUCUUAACAACGUCGUCGGUCCCCCUGACGUACAUACCUUGUGAAAGGGAUAUAGAGAAGCUUGAUUUAAAUAAAAUAGUACCAUAUACUAAAACUAAAUCAUGGCUGUUGGGGGGUUCACGACGACCGGCGGAGGAGGACACUAUGAGGCAAAAAUCACCCCCAUUGUCAUCAUUUCUUGCAUAAUGGCCGCCACUGGCGGUCUUAUGUUUGGUUAUGACAUUGGUAUUUCUGGGGGAGUUACUUCUAUGCCUCAUUUCUUGAGAAAAUUCUUCCCGGCCGUGUAUAGGAAGACUCAGGAAGGAGAAAACAACAGCAAUUAUUGUAAAUAUGACAAUCAGGGAUUACAACUAUUUACAUCUUCUUUGUAUUUGGCUGCUUUAGUAGCCACUUUCUUUGCCUCCCACACCACCAGAAAACUAGGCAGAAAGCAUACCAUGUUACUGGCUGGAAUUUUCUUCGUUAUUGGAUCAAUUCUUAAUGCUGCUGCUAUGAACUUUGCCAUGCUUGUCUUGGGAAGAAUCUUACUCGGCUGCGGUGUCGGUUUUGGUAACCAGGCCGUGCCAUUGUUUCUUUCCGAGAUUGCACCCACAAAGAUUCGUGGGGCACUUAACAUUCUAUUCCAGCUCAACACCACAAUUGGCAUUCUUUGUGCUAACCUCAUCAACUAUGGGACUUCAAAAAUUGAUGGACAAGCAGGGUGGAGGAUAUCUUUGGGUUUGGCAGGAAUUCCAGCACUUAUGCUCACCGUUGGAUCUCUCAUUGUGACAGAGACACCAAACAGUUUGAUAGAACGAGGUCGUUUAGAUGAAGGAAAAGCCGCUCUUCAAAGAAUUAGGGGCACUGAAAAUGUAGGACCCGAAUUUGAAGACAUUGUUGAGGCAAGUCGUUUGUCUGCUGAAGUCAAACAUCCCUUCAGGAAUCUUCUCUUGCCUAAGAAUCGUCCACAAUUAGCCCUAGCAUUGCUCAUGCAGUUCUUCCAACAAUUCACUGGUAUCAAUGCCAUCAUGUUCUAUGCUCCAGUUCUGUUCAGCACCUUGGGUUUUGGGGGAGAUGCUUCCCUUUACUCUGCCGUCAUAACUGGUGCCGUCAACGUGUUAGCGACAUGCGUAUCGAUCUACAGCGUUGACAGAGCCGGACGGCGGGUUCUUCUUCUCGAAGCCGGAGUUCAGAUGAUUGUGUCUCAGCUACUAAUUGCAAUAAUAUUGGGGUUGAAACUCAAGGACCAUGACGAUGACGGCAUGUCCAGCGGGUGGGCGAUAAUCGUGGUGAUUCUGAUCUGCAUUUUCGUGGCGGCUUUCGCUUGGUCUUGGGGACCAUUAGGAUGGUUGAUCCCAAGUGAGAUAUUCCCAUUGGAGACUCGAUCUGCUGGACAGAGUGUGGCCGUGUGUAGCAACAUGGUGUUCACUUUCGUUAUUGCUCAGGCUUUUCUAUCAAUGCUCUGCCACCUUAAGUAUGCCAUUUUCGUGUUUUUCUCUGCUUGGAUCAUCGUCAUGUCGAUAUUCGUGGUGUUUUUGGUGCCGGAGACUAAGAAUGUUCCAAUCGAAGAGAUGACAGAAAGAGUCUGGAAGCAACAUUGGUUCUGGAAGCAGUAUAUGAAUUGAAUACUCGGAAGAAAAGAAGUUCCAAAAAAAAAAAAAAAUAGAGGCAAAACUAAAUUCUUUUUAGUUGCCGGACCCCAACUGGUAUAUACUUGUAAAUCAGUUGUACAAAAAAUUUCUUCAUCUUCUUCUUCUUCUAUAUAUAUAUAUGUUUUUUAA
Ziziphus jujuba (common jujube) is the source of this 1841-nucleotide messenger RNA. RefSeq names its product sugar transport protein 13-like. Gene Ontology annotation, molecular function: monosaccharide transmembrane transporter activity. Gene Ontology annotation, biological process: monosaccharide transmembrane transport. Gene Ontology annotation, cellular component: membrane. The coding region runs from base 183 to 1685 and encodes 500 amino acids. The record is from RefSeq and is a predicted model, not a curated record. NCBI's taxonomy places the organism in Eukaryota, Viridiplantae, Streptophyta, Magnoliopsida, Rosales, Rhamnaceae. The transcript has 5 exons.